AUGGGCGAGUCGCUGGGCAUCUGGCGCCUGGCCCAGGACGACAGCAUCAUGCCCCACAUCGACGCGUGCAACGUGGCCGCGGGUUUCCACGCCUCGGACCCCUCGACACUGGCACGGACAGUGGCGCUGGCACACAAGACGGGGACUGCCAUCGGCGCCCAUCCCGGCAUGCCCGAUCUCGUUGGCUUUGGCAGGAGGCCGAUGCUACUGACGCCCGAGGAAGUGGCCGACAUUAUCACCUACCAGGUCGGCGCCGUGCAGGCCUUCUGCCACCGGUCGGGCGCCCAGCUGAGCCACGUCAAGCCGCACGGCUUUCUCUACUUUUAUCUGCUGCAGAAGCAGGAGAUCUGCGAGGCAGCGGUCCAGGCCAUCAAGGUCUUCAACGUGCCGAUGUACGGGCUUCCCGGCACGAUUCACGAGUCGGUCUGCAAAGAGCACGGCGUCGAGUUUGUGCCCGAGGUCUUUGCUGACUGCGAGUACACAUCCGGUGGCGACCUCGUCUCGCCCACAAAGAGCAAGCCCAUCAGUCCGCAGGAGUGCGCCGAGCGCGUGCGGGUCGUGGCGCACGAGGGCCGCAACUAUGCCCAGGGGGGCAGCCAGGAGCAGGCAAGCGUGGACAUGAAGCUCGACGGCAGGCGCUUCUCCGUGUGCCUUCACUCGGACCUGCCGGGCGCCGUGGAGAACGUCCAUGCGGUGCGCGAGAUGAUCGAUCGUCUGAACAGCAGGGCCGCGUGACCAUGGGCAGGAUUUCGAUGGAAUGGGCACUUUUCUCAUUGUCGCUCGCUUCACUCUCUUGUUCUUGGUGCUCUGAGAGGCGCAUGUGGCUGGAACAUCUCAAAACAUGUAUAGUAAUUGUAUCUGCAGAGGGGCAGCAAUGUAUGUACAGCGGCAAAGUUCAGUGGCAAUGCACAGCGGAUUUACAGGGGCGAC
Messenger RNA from Acaromyces ingoldii, 930 nucleotides. Its product is annotated as LamB/YcsF. Lineage: Eukaryota; Fungi; Basidiomycota; Exobasidiomycetes; Exobasidiales; Cryptobasidiaceae. The transcript is spliced from 3 exons. The record is from RefSeq and is a predicted model, not a curated record. Gene Ontology annotation, biological process: carbohydrate metabolic process. Bases 1 to 735 code for a protein of 244 amino acids.